AGACGACCUUUCAGGUCUUCACCAACCUCUGCCGAAAGAGCAUCUUUCAUUUAGAGUUGGCUAGAAAAAGCUGGUUGAAAUAGACAAAGAAAAAAAUGUUGAAACAUUUGUUCAUUGUCUUUGUCAUUUUGAUGUUAAAAUGUAACUCUCACGCUUCGGCCGAUGAAUUUGACGAAGAGGAUAUAGAUGCCGAAGGCCCGGAAGUAGUCGAUUCAUUCGCCAGAACUUACGAAGUUGCUCCGUAUCCUUGGCAACUAUGGAACUUCCCUUCCUACCAGCCACGCCCUCGAAUUCCACAAGAUGUCGAUGAUAACGAGGGACCUGCUCCGUACGCCGAUCCUCGUUUUGUUACCAACCACUGCCAUUCAGGACAUUCGUAUACGACAACUACAAGCAACGUGUGUACUUCCACUACAACAAUCACAUUAACUGUCGUUGAAACAGCUACUACUCCCUCUACUACUACUACUCCAUCAACUACGACUAAUGCAAUAACUGAAUCUACUUCUUCUACACCUACCUCUCCGACUCCUGCAGUUCAGUUCUAGUUGGAAAGAACUUAUCAAAUGUUGGGUUUUCGUCAAACAGCAAAAUGUUGACUUAUUCCAUUUGGUUUCGGGAUUCAAACAGAAUAUAUGUAUAUCAUAACCAAGCGUUCGGGGGAAAAAAUACACUGAUUCAAAGACUCA
Molecule: messenger RNA, 689 nt
Organism: Daphnia magna
Lineage: Eukaryota; Metazoa; Arthropoda; Branchiopoda; Diplostraca; Daphniidae
Product: cell wall integrity and stress response component 4-like
Exons: 2
Coding region: 96-548 (150 amino acids)
Source: RefSeq, a predicted model, not a curated record